Messenger RNA from Uncinocarpus reesii 1704, 444 nucleotides. RefSeq lists its product as uncharacterized. Lineage: Eukaryota; Fungi; Ascomycota; Eurotiomycetes; Onygenales; Onygenaceae. The transcript is spliced from 3 exons. The record is from RefSeq and is a predicted model, not a curated record. The coding region runs from base 1 to 444 and encodes 147 amino acids.
AUGCUUUUCGCGCUUGGCUGGGAUCAUGCACUCCCACGAUUGGAUGGAGAAAAUCGAAGCCCUCGUUGCUGGGUUCAGGCCAGUCGUAUCAUCCCAAUUGCACCUCCGAAGCGUGUUCCACGCAGGGAUCGCAGGGUUCAAGGUUACAGCGGCGGGCAGGACGCAAUCCCUCGACGGCGCGCAGGGAUUCUGCCGUUUCCUGUCAGAGACCAGAGGCUGCUCAAUCUGGACGGGAGAAUUUCCAUUCGCGCGAAUCAGCAGAUCGGGCUGAUUCACAACAGCUGCCGGUCUACCAGCGCGAUCGUCGAAAUCUCAAGAGGCGCGAGUUGGUGGCGGUCGGACGGCAGAACCAGCCCGAUCGGAAGACCAGGAGCCUCUCCUUCAGGGCUAAGACCAAGUACAAGCUUCCGCCAAUUCUUGCCCAUCUCCUCUUCCUGGCCUUAA